Messenger RNA from Hordeum vulgare subsp. vulgare (domesticated barley), 1602 nucleotides. Its product is annotated as probable glycerol-3-phosphate acyltransferase 3. Bases 16 to 1602 code for a protein of 528 amino acids. Gene Ontology annotation, molecular function: phosphatase activity; glycerol-3-phosphate 2-O-acyltransferase activity. Gene Ontology annotation, biological process: cutin biosynthetic process. Gene Ontology annotation, cellular component: membrane. The transcript has 2 exons. NCBI's taxonomy places the organism in Eukaryota, Viridiplantae, Streptophyta, Magnoliopsida, Poales, Poaceae. The record is from RefSeq and is a predicted model, not a curated record.
GCGCAUCUAACCAGCAUGUCCAAGAACCAGAGGCUCUUUUCUGCCCUCCACGGGACUAGGCCUCCGAUCUUGAGCAAAGUCACAGCCACCCAUCCUUCCAUGGUAGAGAAGCUCGCAGCCGGUGGAACCCUCGUCCACGAUGUCGACACUGGGCUCCUCCUGCCGUCCUCAUCAUUCCCCUUCCCCUACUUCAUGCUCGUGGCGCUAGAGGCCGGAGGGUACCUACGAGGCCUUGUGCUCCUUCUUCUCUACCCAAUCAUCUUAUGCAUGGGCGGCGACAGUGACCCGGCCGUGAGGUUGAUGGCUAUGGUGGCCUUUUGUGGGUUGCGCCCGAGCCAGUUCCUCGCUGGCUGCGCCGUGCUGCCCAAGUGGCUCAUAGAGGACGUGGCCGCGGAAGGCUUUGAGACGAUGAGGAUGAGUGGUGCCGCCGGAGGGCGGAGGGUGUGCGUGACCCGGAAGUUGCCGAGGGUGAUAGUUGAGGGGUUCCUCAGGGAGUACCUCGGCGCCGAGGCAGUCAUCGGGAAGGAGAUGAAGGUGCUCUGGGGAUUCUACACAGGUCUAAUGGAGGAAGGAGACGAGGGUAUGUUGGAUGAGCAGCACAAGAUCAUGCGGGAGGGAGAUGAUGCUGUGGGAUUCUCUGGCUCGCUCCAGUUUCUCCAGCAUCCUCUCUCACGCUGUUGCAAGAAUGUGUACCUGGAGACACGGGUGGAGAGAGCUACGUGGCAGGCACUGCCCCGGAACAAGUACCCCAAGGCCAUGGUGUUCCACGACGGCCGCCUCGCCUUCCGGCCAACAGCAGGCAGCACGGUCGCCAUGUUCAUGUGGUUGCCCUUGGGUGUUCCCCUUGGGGCCUUCCGCCUGGCCGUCAUGCUCGCCAUGCCAUAUCGAUAUUCCACGAUGAUCGUGGCGGCCACCGGCAUGUCUUGGCGCCUCAAGCAGGCCGGCGAGCGUCCGACCAAGUGGCUGGGCGGUGACGGCGAGCGAGGACAUCGACGCCGGCGCGGGAAGCUGUACGUGUGCAACCACCGCACGCUUAUCGACCCCGUGUAUGUGUCCAUAGCGCUGGACCAACCGGUGCGCGCUGUGUCCUAUAGCCUCAGCCGCCUCUCCGAUCUCCUCUCGCCGAUCGGCAGCUCGGUGCGGCUGGCACGAGACCGUGUCGCCGACGGACGCACCAUGAGCGGCCUGCUGGACCGCGGAGACCACGUCGUCGUCUGCCCGGAGGGAACCACAUGCCGGGAGCCGUACCUCCUCCGGUUCAGUCCGCUGUUCGCCGAGAUCAGCGACGAUAUUUUCCCCGUGGGCGUCGCCGUCGACACGGCCAUGUUCUACGCGACCACGGCGGGCGGACUCAAAUUCCUUGACCCGCUCUACUACCUGAUGAACCCCAGGAUGUGCUACACGGUUCAUUUUCUGGAGCCGGUGAGCACGUCUGCUGUCAGGGAAAGGAAGGUGUCGAGCGCCGACGUCGCCAACCUCGUGCAGUGGAAGAUUGGGGAUGCGCUCGGUUACAGCUGCACCAUGCUCAAUAGGAAGGACAAAUACCUCAUGCUUGCCGGCAACGAUGGCCUUGUCGUCCACAAAGCUCAAGGGAGGAAUUAA